GACGCAACGAUGACGUUCAUACGGAUGGUGAAUCGUUUCUGUUUGUCGAGACGUAGGCUGGGAGCUACGGAGAGAGAGGAACUGUAGAAAAAAAAAACUGUAGCAGGUUAACAUGGAGGCAGAAUCGGUGAUUGAGGACAAAACCAUCGAGUUAAUGUGUACUGUGCCCAGAUCUCUGUGGCUAGGCUGUUCCAACCUGGUAGAGAGCAUGUGCGCACUAAGGUGCCUGCACAGCAUGCCCAGUGUCAGCUGUCUGCAGAAUACGUCUGUAAUGGAGGAUGCAAAUGAAGAUGGGUCCCCAAAGAAAAACACAGUAUUGCAGAUUAACAACCUCAGCAAUGGAACUUCCUCUGUGAUCGUCUCUAGGAAGAGGCCCUCUGAAGGAAAUUAUGAAAAAGAAAAAGACUUGUGUAUAAAGUAUUUUGACCAGUGGUCUGAGUCUGAUCAGGUCGAAUUUGUAGAGCAUCUUAUUUCACGGAUGUGCCAUUAUCAGCAUGGACACAUUAAUUCUUACUUGAAGCCCAUGUUACAGAGGGACUUCAUCACAGCUUUACCAGAGCAAGGAUUGGAUCACAUAGCAGAAAACAUCCUGUCUUACUUGGAUGCGAGGUCGCUUUGUGCAGCAGAAUUAGUUUGUAAAGAAUGGCAGAGGGUCAUCUCUGAGGGAAUGCUGUGGAAAAAAUUAAUUGAAAGAAUGGUACGAACAGAUCCACUCUGGAAAGGUCUUUCAGAAAGGAGGGGUUGGGAACAGUAUCUUUUCAAAAACAGACCAACAGAUGGACCACCAAAUUCAUUUUACAGAUCGUUGUAUCCAAAGAUUAUUCAAGAUAUUGAGACUAUAGAAUCCAACUGGAGGUGUGGACGCCACAACUUACAAAGAAUCCAGUGUCGUUCAGAAAACAGUAAAGGAGUUUAUUGCUUGCAGUACGAUGAUGAAAAGAUCAUCAGUGGCUUACGGGAUAACUCUAUAAAGAUUUGGGACAAAGCAACUUUAGAGUGUUUGAAAGUGUUAACAGGACACACAGGUUCUGUUUUGUGCCUACAGUAUGAUGAGCGGGUUAUUGUUACAGGGUCAUCUGAUUCAACUGUACGAGUAUGGGAUGUUAACACCGGAGAGGUACUAAACACUCUGAUACAUCACAACGAAGCAGUGCUUCACCUACGUUUCUGUAAUGGCCUAAUGGUCACUUGUUCCAAAGACAGGUCCAUCGCUGUUUGGGACAUGGCUUCUCCCACAGACAUCACUUUAAGGCGGGUACUGGUUGGCCAUCGAGCAGCUGUCAAUGUGGUUGAUUUUGAUGACAAGUACAUUGUGUCAGCAUCAGGUGACAGAACAAUCAAGGUAUGGAGCACAAGCACCUGUGAAUUUGUGAGGACACUCAAUGGGCACAAGCGUGGCAUUGCAUGCCUACAGUACCGGGACCGACUGGUUGUGAGUGGGUCUUCAGAUAAUACAAUCAGGUUAUGGGAUAUCGAAUGUGGUGCCUGCCUUCGAGUGUUAGAGGGUCAUGAAGAGCUAGUUCGAUGCAUCAGAUUUGACAACAAGAGGAUUGUGAGUGGUGCAUAUGAUGGCAAAAUCAAGGUUUGGGAUUUGCAAGCUGCCCUUGAUCCACGUGCACCAGCUAGUACGCUCUGCCUUCGUACGUUGGUGGAACACUCUGGACGUGUUUUCCGACUGCAGUUUGAUGAGUUUCAGAUCAUUAGUAGCUCUCAUGAUGACACCAUUUUGAUAUGGGAUUUUCUGAAUGUGCCGCCAAGUGCACAGAAUGAGGUGCGGUCGCCUUCUAGAACAUACACCUACAUCUCCAGAUAACAGCUUGCACUUUAUUCCCUGCUCAGGGCUCAACAGAUUUAAACUACUGGAUCUUCGGCUCCUGACUGCUGAAAACCUUGGAAAUUCCAAAGUUAUACAUAACUAAGGAGGAGGAGAUUUAUUGGAGCUGCAGGCAGAUGCAAAACAGCAAGAUAAAUAUCUUUGGAAAGUGUUUAUAUUUUCUUGCUGUUUUCCGUUGUGAACCCUUGACGACUUUCUUUACUAGAAAAUUAUAGACUUCAGGUGACAAGCCAUGCCAAACCUGUUGCUGAAACAAAUGUCCAGAUAACAGUUUUGAUGCAAAAUGAGCUACAGGGCCUCUCUGAGAGGGAAGCUGCAAACUGCCAAUAAAUGACUUUGGCUUAAUUUAUAUUGCUUUGCACUGUAUAUCCUUGGAUUCAAAUGGAAAUGGUUCCUGUUAAAGUUGGGUGCCAAACACAUACCCAUGUAGUUAAGAGUUUGUCUUCAGAAUCCAGAUAUUGCUUUACAGAUUUUGCACAGGAAUUUGGAUGGUCAGAAUUUUGUUCUUCAGAGGUGCACGUCGAACAACUAAAGAAACAUGUCAAGAACGUGAUAUGUUACUUUUUAAGGAUUUUUUUUAUAUUUGCUUCACAAGUAGCAAUUUGGUUAUAUUUCAGAUUUCUGUAAUUGAUUGUUUUAAUGUAGUUAGCUGUGUAUAUUAGUGUUUUGUCCAUAACUGUGUUGUGUAUUAAAGCUUUGUACCUUAGUUUAAUAAACCUUUUUGUUUGAGGAUUAAGUACAAUGGCUUGAAUUGGUAGCAUGCAGAUUCUCUGUUUUUCACCUAUCAUGUCACAUUAAUAACUUUUUAAAAACUUUUUAAAAAGUAGUACAUACAAAUUUUAGAAAACAGUAAUUUAACUGUGCCAGCUUUCAGAUUUUUUUUCAGUUUCAUAACUUUUACACUGGGUAUGCUUUUGUUUAUUCUGUUUUUUUUUUUCUUGUAGCUGUUAGAUCUGUCUCUACUUUUUCAUCACAUUUUAAGGAAACUUUAUUCCCCUGUACAAAGCACUUCUUGCUUUACUCAGUAUAUACCAUUUUUAGAAACAGACAAGCCUCAGUACUUAAGUUUGAAUUUUUUUUCAUCCAGUUAAUGUAAAAAAAAAGGGGGGGGUGAUAAAGCUAGUGUGACCCCCUCUUGGUUGCCCAGUAUUACCCUGCAGUUUGUAAAUAGAGAAAAACAAAGUGGCAUAAAAAGCUUGCUGCAAUCUCUACUAUUUCCAGUUGCAGCAGAUCUGGAAUGCGCAGUUUUAUGCGUUUGCAUUGUGCCGAAUAGGCAACGGACAGGUUUCCAGCUUAGAUUUGGCUCUUCAUAUGAAGUCCUAUUUUUCUUUUCUGUUUGCUCUCCAUUUCAGGACUUGUACUGGGAGAGCUGAGAGUUGGCGAUAGUAUAAUGUAUGUUUUUUCAGCUGCCUGCGGCCCAGAGAAAAUUUUUGACGUUAGCGUCUCACUUUGGCUCUAUGCAUGACUUGUGUCUGUAGAUACAGUUUCAUUUGUUCAUUUCAUAGGGAUUUUGUAUUUUACAGAUUACAGGUCUUGUCAGAAUGUCCUCUCUGUUAACAUACCCUAUUCCAUGCUGUCAUUUUGGAUUUAUUUCUGUGUAGGUGUUUUUUUUCUGUAGUAGUUAAAAAGAUUAAUGUAUCGUAAUUUUACUUAUUGUAAAUUAUAGCAGAAGCACUGAAAACAGUAAUGGGAACAAUGUUUGAUCAUUUUUAGUGGGUGUGUGGUGAAAAUGCAUUUCAGAGCUGAGUCAUCCCUGUAUAAACACUGCUCACAGCUUUGCAGCAGUCUGGAAUUGAACUGCUGCCACUAUUUGUUUUUUGUUUACAUGUAACAUAUGUAUGAAUUUGUCUUUGAUUAUUUUAAUUUGUUUUAUACCACCCCAUUCCAGAAGGCACAUUAUUAUUAGUGACUAUCCAUGUAUUUUUUUUUGUCAGCAUUUUUGUAAACUUUACCAGAUUGUACCUACAUUUAUUUCAGUCUAGAAAUGAAUUCCUGAAAAGGUGUGAAAAAUACUUACUCUGAAGUGUCUUAGUAACAAUUGAGGACCGAGGUGUACAUGGUGUCUCUGCCUUAAUGACCCAAGGCCAGGAAAAUAGUAUGUACGUCCAUUAGUGUUCUGGAAGUGGUUAGUAAUAGAAAACAUUACAGUAGGCUUUUCCCUCCUGCCUUAGAUUGUGGAGGCUUGUCAGAUGUGCUGGUGGCUACUUUUGAAAAUAUCUAAUGGCAGAAGUGUAUGUUUUGCCAGUGACAGAAGAAAUUUGCAUGUGCAUGCACAUCUAUGACCUCUUCAACUUGCUGCUAGAUAGACAUUGAACCCCAAGUAUUGUCCCAGAGCAUUGCAUAUAUGCCCCCCCCCCCCCCAUUUACAGCAGUUCUGGUAAUGGAACUGUACAUAGUCGCUCCCUAGAAGGUAUUUGACAGUCUGAAGGAAGUGUUGAGUGCUUGGCAUUCUGCAGAUUUAAAAAAAAACAUUUUUGGAGGGGUUACAAUGAAAGUAGUGCAUUUUUUCAGUUAUCAUGGCAAUAUUUUAUGGAAAUGUAAUCACACUGAAAAUCUGUGUUCCUUCACUUCUGCAUAUAGGUCUGAGUUGUGUUUUUCCACCAAUAGUGUAGUUCCUUUUCUUUAAAAAGUGGAAGCUAAAACUUUGUCAUAAUUCCCCAAAGAUGCAUUACAAGUCGUAUGUGUAAUUUAAGCUUUCUGGCUGUAUGCAGUAUUUUAAGGCAAAAAUAUUGCAAUUGGCAUUCAAGGAACAAUGACUUCUAGGGGUGGGGAAGUAACCAGGCUGUUUUCUGAAAGUUUUUGAAACCGUUAUUGAAUGAACCACUGUACAUUAAUGCUAUAAAAUUCCCAGAAACUGGGAUGCUCUAAUUUUAAUAUGUAAUGUUUGCCAUUUUUUGAGGGGGGGGGGUGUGGGCUAGCAAAUGUUAGUGUAAGUAGUUCAUUGCACCUGUUAAAUUGUACAGAUAGCAUUUAUGACCUAAAUCUUUAUACUGUGGAAUGUGCUUAAUUAAAAAAAAGUAAAUAAAAUUCUGUGGUUAUGCACCAUAA
Messenger RNA from Protopterus annectens (West African lungfish), 4882 nucleotides. It is a transcript of the gene FBXW11, whose product is annotated as F-box and WD repeat domain containing 11. The record is from RefSeq and is a predicted model, not a curated record. The transcript is spliced from 14 exons. NCBI's taxonomy places the organism in Eukaryota, Metazoa, Chordata, Ceratodontiformes, Protopteridae. Gene Ontology annotation, molecular function: protein dimerization activity. Bases 113 to 1813 code for a protein of 566 amino acids.